Trichomonas vaginalis G3 is the source of this 412-nucleotide messenger RNA. Its product is annotated as protein of unknown function, DUF4106 family. The record is from RefSeq and is a predicted model, not a curated record. The annotation marks the transcript as partial. The transcript has a single exon. NCBI's taxonomy places the organism in Eukaryota, Parabasalia, Trichomonadida, Trichomonadidae.
AUGAAACAUGCAGAUACUAUGUUUGUACUGUUCAGACGAACUAUAAAUGACUAUUCUUGCUUCUACAACCCUGGUAUUAAAUAUCAUAUAAACAUAGAUGGCAAAUAUUAUCCAAGAGAAGAAUAUUCUACAGUUGAGGAUAUGAGGUCAUACAACUUGACAUUAGAUGCUAUGAACUUUAACAACAACUUCACAACAACCAUUAACCCUGAAAUGCAAAGUUCUAUUAUGCCAUAUGUGAAAGUAUGGACCCAUACAGGAGCUCAAAACACUCAAUAUACAAAUGGAGACCGUUCAAACUUUUGGCUUGGCAUUCCAUUUGCUGACUCAGAAGACUUUAUGGGUGGUAUUUCAACUGUUGGUACAGUUCAAAUACAAUAUACUGGUGACAGAGACGGUCCAAAUGAAUUGA